Messenger RNA from Zingiber officinale, 645 nucleotides. Its product is annotated as zinc finger protein AZF2-like. Lineage: Eukaryota; Viridiplantae; Streptophyta; Magnoliopsida; Zingiberales; Zingiberaceae. The record is from RefSeq and is a predicted model, not a curated record. The coding region runs from base 1 to 645 and encodes 214 amino acids. The transcript has a single exon. Gene Ontology annotation, molecular function: DNA-binding transcription factor activity.
AUGACUCCGGCAGAGGACGAAAGGUCCCCGCUUUCUACGCCGGAGGUGGAGCAACUGAGCCAGUCGCUUCCGCCGCCGGAGGUGGAGAAACGGAGCCAGUCACUUCCGUCGCCAUACCCGUCUCCACCAAAACAGCGGCAAGAGCUGUCUCCAAUUUCACUGCCGUCGCUGUCGCAGCAGGACAAGCCACUUCCGCCGCAGCCGCCUAUCCGACAGCCGUCUCCGUCUGUAUCUCCGGCUCCGACACAGCGCAACCAGGCGAGUUAUGUAUGUUCCCAGUGCGGUAAGGUGUUCUCUUCCUACCAGGCCUUGGGGGGCCACAAAGCCAGCCAUCAUAAGUUCCCCGCCGAAAACAAGCCUCACGCUUGCUCUUUUUGCUCCAAGUCGUUCGCGACGGGGCCAGCGCUAGGCGGGCACAUGAGGGCUCACUACGAGAGGAUUAGACGGCAAGCCGCAGCCGAGAACAGGCCGAUGGCUGGGCCAUCGUCCUCGCUGACUGAGUGCUCGACGGCGAUGGGCUUGUUAAUUGACCUCAACCAGGAGGCGAUGCCGGAAGCGGAAUUGGCUAAGGAAGAGGAAACAGUGAGCUCUCAUCCGGCGGCGGCGGCCACCUCUCCCCCUCCUCGCUUCUUUACUUUCUUUUAA